This is a messenger RNA of Mercurialis annua (annual mercury), 4814 nucleotides long. Its product is annotated as receptor-like protein EIX2. The transcript is spliced from 8 exons. Gene Ontology annotation, molecular function: protein binding. NCBI's taxonomy places the organism in Eukaryota, Viridiplantae, Streptophyta, Magnoliopsida, Malpighiales, Euphorbiaceae. The record is from RefSeq and is a predicted model, not a curated record. Bases 228 to 4610 code for a protein of 1460 amino acids.
AAAAUGAUCGGAGGAGAGAUAUGAAUUAUGAGUGUACAUAUGUGGUGCUUUUAUCUCACUUCCAUUUUCAUUUACUACUAACUUUGCUGGUCGAUUAGGUUCAGAAAAUACAACAACUUUGCUGGUUGGUUGAUCAGUUUUUCUGGGCUCAUUUUCUAGUUCAGCUAUCAAGAAAAUGUGCCAUUCCUGAUAUUAGUAUUGCAGGUCCACAAAAAUCUACUUGCAAAAUGGUCAAGUCUGUCCUGUGCAAGAGCAGUAAUGGCUUGACGAAUCUCCAAUCAAAUCAACCCACAAGCUUGUGGAAUUUGAACAUCUUAAAGCAGGAGGAUGAUAAGUCCUGCAGAAAGCGUGGGAGCCCUCGAAAUUUGAUUCCACAGAUUCAAGUUCUGAAGAGGCACAAAUCUCAGUUGUAUUGUAAAAUGACUGAAUCGAAUAGUGCAUAUUCCUCAUUGGAUCAAAAGAAGAAUGUGCAUAUUCACCGUAAACCUGGAAGACCGAGAAAAGUUAACUCAAAUGAUGAUCAAAACAACAAAAAGUGUGUGGACAGACACGUGCAAACACCCAACAUGGUUAAUCAAAGUUUUAAUGUUAUUUCAGGACCAAUAAGUCAUCCAAUCUGGAAAGGAAGCAUUUGUGUUUGUGGUGAAAAUAUUGGCAUAGUAGAGCAACUUGCGGCUCACAUUUCAACCAAAGCAAGUGUAAAAGUGUUUGAGAUGGCACACCAGCUACCAAAAUUACUUCAUGCAGAAAUGCUUCCCAGGAAAGAUGUAUGGCCUGCCAGUCUUGAUGAUUGUCCUCAUACCGAUGAUAUUAUCGAUCUGUACAUUUUUCCGAUGCAUGGAAGAAGUGAGAGAGCAUUUCAUGGCCUGCUAAACGAAUUGACAGAAAAUAACCUUGUUCUGAAAGCCUUUUUUGACAACGUUCCAAUCUUUGUCUUUAGUUCCCUUCAAUUUACAUCCCGCUACUGGAGAAAAACUUCUGGGAAGCCUUAUUUAUGGGCUGUGUUUGUGGGGAAAAAUGCUUUCUUUCCACAUGAACAGGAGGAACAUAAUCUUUUAAGUAACUCGAAUUGCACUGUGUCCUUGAAUCUUGGAAAUGAACUGCAGCCUGUUACUGACGAUCAGAGAACCGUUUCAAAGAAUGGGGGUUCUAAAGAGUAUAGGGAAAAGAUAGAUAAAGUGGAGAAUACAGCAUCGAUUUCCAAAAACAGUGAAAGCAUUUUUACGGAAGAAGCUCCAUGUGCUUUGGUUGGGAAAUCGAUUGAGCAGCCAACUGAAAGAGCGGUAAAUGCAGGCCGCCUUACUGAAGAGGGAAUUUGUGGAAGUACUGCUGAUACCACCAGGCAUGAUGCUGAUGCAACAGAAAGAACUGCUGUGGAAACACAUGUUGAAAGAGAAAGCAUGGAAAUGAUUGAAGAAGAGACUUAUAGGAAGAAUCCUGUCAAUUCAGAUUUUCCCGCAUCUUCUCUGGCUAGCUUACUAGGAAAUGUUUCAAAACCUGCUCCGCAAUUGUGUAAUCAAGAACAUGUUGCAUAUAGCCCAGAUAGAGCAUGCAGUGAGAGCCUAAAUGCAUCGGUUCUUAACAUAGCGAGUACUUUUGAUGAUCUAAUGAGCAUAGAUGACAUCGGAUCAGCAAAUCAUCGUGUGGACUUCGUGAAUUCUUAUUCUGUACAACCAAGAUAUGCUCCAAUUCUUGAUGCCAUCUUGGCCAAGUAUGGUGACAUUGCUCGAGAUUUUCCUAUCAGCUGCCGUAAAAUUCUCACUUCUGCAUUAGAGAGUGUUUGUGAAGCUAUUCUGGAUUUGAAAGCUGUAAGUUUUGUUGAGCUUCAGAGAAGUCACCUUCACUGCCUGUAUUCUGUCAUAAUUGACGCGGAGUUUAUGAAGCUGGAUGUACAGUGGCUUCGCAAACGAUAUCUGGAACUCGCGGAUGCAGUUGAUACUAAGGAAUACGAGAAUAUGCAAACUAGCAUAAAAGCAGUUGAAAAAAAUAUUGCUGGUAAGAAAGCAACUCUGUCACUGAAGAAGACGGAGAUGUCAAAGCUGCAAUCGGAGAUUGAGGCACUAGAAACUGAAGUUGCCGAAGGAGAAGCAAAGAGUGAAAGCCUAAAAGAGAGGGAAAAAACCGCACUGCUGAACAUCAAAUAUGAGCUUAUUGACGACAACGGUUAUCUUGCUUCUUGGAGCAAUGAAGGAAAAUAUAGAGAUUGCUGUAAAUGGAGAGGCAUCACUUGCAGCAACUUGACAGGACAUGUCACGGCGCUUGAUCUUUGUUUCGGGACAGGCCUGUCCAAUUUCAAGCCGCUGACAGGUAAGGUGAGUGAUUCACUUCUUGAAUUGAAACAUCUUACUUAUUUGGAUUUAAGUAGUAAUCAUUUUGGAGGCAGUCGAUUCCCUAAUAAAAACGAUGAUUCCCUCGCUAAGCUACGCUACUUGAAUCUCUUCCAGGCUAAUUUUUCCGGCACCAUUUCUUCUAUAGUCAGGAAUCUCUCCAGCUUAGAAUCUCUUGAUCUGAGUUAUAACUAUCUUCUGAUCGACAAUGGCGAUUUCGAAUGGGUCUCUCGUAUUUCUUCUUUGACUUCCAUUAAUCUAAAAGGUAAUCCUCUUUUAAAUCCAAAUUCCUGGUUGCAAAUUAUUAACAAGCUUCCUCACCUGGAAAACUUGACUUUGUCUUCUUGCUUUUCUGGAAAUGAACUUCCUUUGUAUCUGUCUCCUGUCAACUCUUCUUCGUCUCUUACAGUUCUUGACAUUUCUCAUAAUAACUUCGCCAUUCCGUCGAUACAGCCAUGGCUGGCUAACAUUAGUCAGAAUUUAAUGCAUCUUGACCUUGCUUUCAAUACGCUUUUAGAAAGUUCUACUCUAGAGUUUAUCGGAGAUAUGACUUCUCUGCGAGGUCUUCAUCUUGCUAAUACUUCGCUUGUCGGUGGAAUUCCGAGAUCCAUCGGUAACAUUUCUGGGCUGAGUUAUUUAGACAUGUCAAAGAACAAUCUCGACGUAGAGAUUUCUGGGUUUAUAAAAAAUUUGUCUGGGUGCGCAGCAAAAUCAUUACAGCAUUUGUCCUUGGCUUACAAUGAAUUAACAGGUUCGUUACCUGAUCUCAGUUUAUUUUCGUCGUUGAAAAGGUUGUACCUUGGAAACAACAGAUUGAACGGUAGUAUUGAUAAAAGUAUUGGAGGACUGUACCAGCUAGAACGUUUGUUACUGCAAUGGAAUUCAUUGAACGGUGUCGUUUCCGAAGAGCAUAUCUCGAAUCUGACCAAUCUAAAGGAUUUGUUGCUAUCUGGUAAUUCUCUUACUUGGAAUGUAAGCCUCGAUUGGGUUCCUCCGUUUCGUUUAGGUAUCAUACAUCUUCAGUCCUGCAAAUUAGGACCACAUUUUCCGAAUUGGCUUCAAAGUCAAAAAGGUUAUUAUGAGCUUGAUAUUUCUGAUAAUGGAAUCUCUGAGUCUAUUCCAGAAUGGUUUUGGGACUUGUCUUGUUCAUCGUUUUACUUGAAUCUCUCAUAUAAUCUAUUCUCUGGAUCAUUUCCUAAUGGUUUUCUGCAUUUUCACAAUCUACUGUUCUUGAAUUUGGCUAGCAACAAUUUUUCUGGCCAACUUCCAACAUCCAUAGGAUCGAUUUCUAGACUUGAAACACUAAAUGUAGCAGGCAAUGUUUUUUCUGGAGAGUUACCUUUGUCUCUUAGAAAUUGCACUAUGUUGAGAUUUCUCGACCUGAGCAGUAACAGGUUUUCCGGAAACAUACCGGUUUGGAUUGGAGAAACCCUUUUAUCUCUGCAAUUUCUUAGCCUACAGUCUAAUCAUUUCCAAGGAAGCUUACCCUUGCAACUGUGCCGAUUAACGAAUGUUCAAAUCUUGGAUCUUUCUGCAAACAAUAUUAAUGGAACCAUGCCGCAUUGCCUUGGGAAUUUGAAAGCGAUGAUCGAUGGGGAUUUGACAGGAACAAUCUUUCAUUCGUAUUCUUGGUUUGAUGGUUCUUCAACUCACAGAAAUUAUUAUACUGACAAGGCAUUGGUUCUUUGGAAGGGAAAGAAGUAUGAUUAUGAUAAAAAUCUUGGACUUUUGAGAGUAAUAGAUUUUUCAGGAAAUAAUAUAGGAGGAGAGAUUCCAAGUGAAAUAUCAAUCCUGACUGGGCUCAAACAAUUGAACUUGUCGAAUAACAAGUUGACAGGCGCAAUCCCGUCAAAGAUCGGUUUUCUGAAGCAAUUGGAGGCACUUGAUCUGUCUCGAAAUCAGAUAUCAGGCCGAAUUCCGGCUAGUAUGGCUGGUUUGCAUUUUCUGAAUACGUUGAACUUGUCAUUGAAUGCUUUGUCAGGAAGAAUUCCAUCAAGCACUCAGCUUCAGAGCUUCAACGUAAACUCAUUUGCUGGAAAUCCUGCACUUUGUGGGUUGCCACUCUUGUCGAAAAGCCCUGAAGACGAUAAUGUUGAAGUUCCGGCAAGCGAUGAAGAAGAUGAGGAUGAAUGGAGGAAAUGGUUUUAUGCGGGUAUGGGAAUUGGAUUCACUCUUUGCUUUUGUGGAGUUUCAGGGACAGUAGUGUUUUGCCGUUUCCAGGUGAUUGACAAAUUGAUGCAUUGGGUUGAUGUGACCAUUGCAGUGUACCGGAGAAGAUUGUGACAGAAAACGGGUUCAAACUUUUUCUUUUUUGCAAAUUUCAACAUAUUUUUUUAUUAUGUGUUUAUGUAGUUUAGAUUUAUUUAUUUCUGAUUGGUUUGUUCAUGUCGGACUUUUGUGAGUCUUUCAGCCAACGAGCAGAUAAUUUGUUGUAGUUUACCUAGUCAACAAUAUUUAGAAAAAAACAAGAAAUUACUGUUUUUUCUU